Owenia fusiformis is the source of this 580-nucleotide messenger RNA. NCBI's taxonomy places the organism in Eukaryota, Metazoa, Annelida, Polychaeta, Sabellida, Oweniidae. The record is from the annotation of a GenBank genome assembly.
CCAAUGCUAAACAUCAGACACCCAACUCUAAACCUCAAACGCCCAACUCUAAACCUCAAACGCCCAAGGCUAAACCUCAAACACCAAAUUCUAAACCUCCUAGUAGAGGUUCCCAAACAAAACCAGCCACUCCAAAUAAAACAAUUCAAUCUAAGCCAACUACGCCUAACACUGAGAGAUCAAAGCCCUCCACUCCCCAAGUAGCUGGCUCUCCUAAACCUCCCACACCCACUCAAUCCAAGCCAAACAGUCCUGCCAAGGAUUCCAAACCUGGCACCCCACACCCCAACAAAGGUGAAAACACCAGCCUUACUACAUCUAAGAAUGAUGUCCCCAAUGAACCUGAAGCAAAGAAGGAAGAGGUCAGUGAAAAUGACACUAUUAAUGACAACAAGGACUUAGUCGAUGAUAAGGAUGCAGGAACACAGGAUAAAGAAAAUACAUCCCCUAAUGAAAGCCAAUCAGAACAAAACUAAAGUUUAAAAGAUACCAGGUCAGGUUGGACAUCAACAUAGGAUAUCAUACAAUAUUGGAUAUUACCGGACAUUUGACAUUACACACUGGAUACUACACAGGAUUG